Messenger RNA from Thunnus maccoyii (southern bluefin tuna), 5629 nucleotides. It is a transcript of the gene pnpla7b, whose product is annotated as patatin-like phospholipase domain containing 7b. Gene Ontology annotation, biological process: lipid metabolic process. NCBI's taxonomy places the organism in Eukaryota, Metazoa, Chordata, Actinopteri, Scombriformes, Scombridae. The record is from RefSeq and is a predicted model, not a curated record. The coding region runs from base 352 to 4317 and encodes 1321 amino acids. Gene Ontology annotation, molecular function: phosphatidylcholine lysophospholipase A1 activity. Gene Ontology annotation, cellular component: endoplasmic reticulum. The transcript has 35 exons.
GACUCAAAUCCACUUUUGUAUUCGGCAUAAAACCUACUGAGCGCCAAUAACAAACAUCUUGAAUGGUUGAAUGGACUUUGGCACCAAAAGACAAAAUAGAUAACAAAAUAGAUAAGCGAGAGAAGUGACCCUCGUGGAUAUAUAUACGUAGUAAACAAACUAAACAUGUUGGUCUAAAUGUUUAUCUGGAACAAGCUCUCUGCUGGUUUGGACUGGACUAUCAGUGAGUGUGUGGCUGCAUGCAGCUCAUUGUAUGGCAGUGUGACUGCAGCAGGGAGUGUCUGGUUACAAACACUGAGCUUGUGACCUCUUUUUUUUUCUUGGGCACACGUGUUAUCUUGUGUAUGAGGAAUGGAGGACAAUGAUGAAGCAGACAGCUGCAGUAUAUACCCGAGUCUGGUUCCCCUCGGCAGCGAGAUAAAGGCCAGGAUGCAGCAGUUCGUAGAGGAAAGAACAGAAGCCAAUAUGUGGACGGCUGUUCUGAUCGGAGCUGUGACAGUCGUUUGUGUCCUCGGUGUUGUCGUGUUCCUUCUUUACAGAAGAUACAAACUGUCAAAGGAGGAAGCCGGCAUUCCUCACUAUCGCUUCAGGAAGAGAGACAAGGUCAUGUUCUACGGCCGAAAGAUCAUGAGAAAGGUGCAGACGUUGUCCUCCACCUCUGCCUCUAAUUCAAACCCAGCUUCCCGGCAGAGGAUGAGGAAGAGGACCAAAGUCCUGUCUAUAGCUCGCAAGAUCUUGCGUAUCCGGAGGGAGCCCCCCACCCUGCAGCCCAAAGAGCCUCCUCCCAGUCUGCUGGAGGCCGACUUGACUGAGUUUGAUGUGCAGAACUCCCAUCUGCCCUCCGAAGUGUUGUACAUGCUGAAAAAUGUCAGGGUGCUCGGACACUUCGAGAAGCCUCUCUUCCUGGAGCUCUGUCGUCACAUGGUGCUGAUCCAGCUGCACCAGGGAGAGGCGCUCUUCCGACCGGGUGACACCGAUGACAGUAUUUACGUGGUUCAAGAUGGCCGCCUGGAGCUGUGCAUCCAUGAGAGCGAUGGUACGGACGCUGUGGUGAAGGAGGUUUUAACAGGAGACAGUGUCCACAGUUUGCUCAGCAUCCUGGAUAUCAUCACUGGCUAUCCAGCUCCUUACAAGACUGUGUCUGCGAGGGCUGCAGUUCCCUCCACUGUCCUGCGUCUACCAGCUGCAGCCUUUCAGUCAGUGUUUGAGAAAUAUCCUGAAACUCUGGUCCGUGUCAUCCAGAUCAUCAUGGUGCGUCUCCAGAGAGUCACCUUCCUCGCCUUACACAACUACCUCGGCCUGACCACUGAGCUCUUCAACCCGGAAAGUCAAGCCAUCUCCUUGGUGUCGGUGGCUCAUGUUCUGGGUGAGGCUCAUCCACACCGAGGCCUCCGCAGGCAUCCGUCCCACUCUGAUGAGCCGGGCUCUGAAAAAGCCGACACAGAAAAACCCAGCCUCUCUGAAACGUCGAAAUACAAGAAACCUCGCUCUCUCUCCAACCCGAUAGCUGUUACAGGUGAAAUGUCAGUCGACCUCAACAAAGUUUAUGAACGGGAGAAAGUUGCCAAAGAGGAGAUGGUGCCUCCAAGUCCUGUGAAGUCUAUUCUAAAGAAGAGUGUGACGAUGCUGCACACUCCAUCUGCUGUUUACCACUACAGUGAUACAGGAGGGGGGAAUGUCCACCAUAAUAAGGUCAACGCCAUUUUUCAAGCUGCCAAAAAGGAUCUGCUGCAGGUCAUCCAGAUACAGGACCCCGGUCUGCUGGAGGGGAGAGUGAAUCUUCGGCAGGUCAAAGCCGGCAGUGUUGUGGCCCACCAGGGAGACCAGGAUGUGAGCGUGGCGUUCAUCAUCUCGGGGACGCUCCACGUUUACCAGCGGAUGAUCGACCGCGAGGAGGAGACCCUGUUGUUCGUCACCCACCCGGGGGAAAUGGUGGGUCACCUGGCCGUUCUCACGGGGGAGCCUCUUAUCUUCACUGUCCGAGCUCACCGAGACUGCACCUUCCUCUCCAUAUCGAAGGCUCACUUCUACGAGAUGAUGCGAGAGGAGCCCAGGGUGGUGUUGAACGUAGCUCACACUGUGGUGAAGAGGGUGUCACCGUUCGUCAGACAGAUCGACUUCGCUCUUGACUGGAUGGCUGUGGAGGCUGGACGUGCUGUCUACAGACAGGGAGACAAAUCAGAUAGCACCUUCAUCGUCCUCAGUGGCCGACUGCGCUCUGUCAUUGCAAAGGAUGAUGGGAAGAAGGAGCUAGCUGGAGAGUACGGUCGCGGCGAUCUGAUUGGUGUGGUUGAGGCCCUGACCCACAUGAACCGUGCUACCACAGUCCACGCCGUCAGGGACUCUGAGCUGGCCAAGCUGCCUGAAGGAGCUCUGAACUCCAUCAAGAGGAGGUAUCCUCAGGUUGUCACCAGACUGAUUCAUCUGCUGGGACAGAAGAUCCUGGGCAACAUGCAGCAGGUCAACGGGCCUCUAGCUGCACGUAGUCUGGCUCUCCACACCCCCACCAGUAAGUGGGAUGCAGGGAACCCGGUGUCCAACCUGUCCACUGUGACCAUCCUGCCUGUGUCUGAGGAGGUUCCUCUCACUGCCUUCACUCUGGAGCUGCAGCAUGCACUCAACGGCAUCGGUCCCACUCUACUGCUGACCAGUGACAUCAUCAAACAGCGACUGGGCUCUGCUGCUCUGGACAAUAUCCAUGAGUACCGUCUGUCCAGUUGGCUGGGCCAGCAGGAAGACAUCCACCGCAUCGUCCUCUACCAGUCUGACUCUGGCCUCACGCCUUGGACGCAGCGCUGCAUCCGCCAGGCUGACUGCAUCAUCAUUGUGGGACUUGGUGAGCAGGAACCCAAUGUGGGCGAGUUGGAGCGGAUGUUGGAGAGCAGUGCCGUUCGGGCUCAGAAGCAGCUGGUGUUGCUGCACAGGGAGGACGGUCCGCCACCCAGAGGGACGGCAGAAUGGCUGAACAUGCGGAGCUGGAUCUCCAGACACCAUCACCUGUCCUGCCCCCGCAGGGUGUUCUCCAGGAGGAGUUUACCUAAACUGAGAGAGUUGUACCAGCGGGUGUUUGAAAAGUGCCCAGAUCGUCAUUCUGACUUCUCUCGCCUGGCCAGGAUCCUAACAGGAAACAGCAUCGCCCUCGUGCUGGGUGGAGGGGGCGCCAGGGGUUGCUCCCAGGUCGGCAUCCUGCGGGCGCUGAAGGAGGCGGGGAUCCCUAUCGACCUGGUGGGCGGAACCUCCAUCGGUUCCUUCAUGGGAGCGCUGUACGCCGAGGAGAAGAGCAACAGUCGAAUGAGGGUUCGGGCUCGUGAGUGGGCCAUGGAUAUGACGUCUCUCUUUAAGAAGAUCGUGGAUCUGACCUACCCCGUCACCUCCAUGUUUUCUGGAGCUUCCUUUAACUCCAGCAUCAGCUCCGUCUUCAAGGGCAAACAGAUAGAGGACCUGUGGCUGCCGUACUUCAACAUUACAACAGAUAUCACAGCUUCCACCAUGAGAGUUCACACCUACGGGUCAUUGUGGCGGUAUGUCCGGGCCAGUAUGUCACUGUCUGGUUACCUGCCGCCUCUCUGUGAUCCCAAAGAUGGACACUUACUCAUGGACGGAGGUUACAUCAACAACCUGCCCGCUGACGUGGCUCGCUCCAUGGGAGCCAAGGUUGUGAUCGCAAUUGAUGUUGGAAGCCAGGAUGAAACCAACCUGACCAACUAUGGCGACUCUCUGAACGGCUGGUGGCUGCUGUGGAAACGAUUCAACCCACUGGCUGAGAAAGUCAAGGUCUUGAACAUGGCAGAGAUCCAAACCCGGCUGGCUUACGUCUGCUGUGUCCGGCAGCUGGAACUAGUCAAAGACAGUGAAUACUGCGAGUACAUCCGGCCGCCCAUCGACCGCUACGGCACGCUGGAGUUUGGCAAGUUUGACGAGAUCGCUGAGGUGGGAUACCACCAUGGGAAGACGUUGUUCGAUGUGUGGCAGCGCAGCGGGGUGGUGGACAGCAUGCUUAAGGACAGAGAGGAGGAGUUACACAAGACCAAAUCUGCCCAUGUGGUCACAUGUCCAAACGCUUCCUUCACUGACCUGGCGGAGAUUGUGUCAAGAAUUGAACCUGUCAAGACCGCCCUGAUUGAAGAGGAACUAUCUGAUGAAUACCAGACAGACUAUGACGAGGAUGCGGUGGAAAGCGCCCUGUCCGACUUUGAGGCGUUCACCGCCGGCAGUGAACACACAGAGGGAGAGGAGACGGCAGACACUGCUGAAACAGAUGAGGAAAUUCAAAUCAGAGUUCGACACCGACUGAAGAACGCCACAGAAAGUGCUUGACCGUGACAUCCAUCAAAGCCACAACCGGUCCAAAACACACACUUUUUAAAUGCAGUAUUUCUGCUAACGUUUGAGAAAUGCAGCAUCACACUGACUCCAAGCCACAAAAUGUAUUCAAACAGACAAAGUUUCAAUCCAGUUUUGUUGCUUGGAGUCAGUGUGCAGAAGCUACUUUUUCAUUUACCUCUUCAACAUAUGAGAAAUGCACUGAGUUUGCAUUACAGACAUGUAGCUGAUACUCAGCCAGGUAGCGUGCUCAGUGUCCUGCUCCAGGACAGAUUACAGACAGUCAAACCUCCAGCGACGCAUAGUUUUUAAUGGAGUUAGAGCUCAGUGUGGCUUAUUGUUUCCUGCACUUGGGUCAUUUCAGUGGUUUGACAGGAUUCCCACUGGUUCAUGCAAUUCCUAAAAUAUCAUUCAUCUGGGAGAUGUGUGUUCCAAACAGGGAAAAUCAAGGAAUUCUGUCAGUUCUCUGGGGAAAAUAGCAGGGAAUUUUUAUAAAUAGGCUAAUUUAUGGGAAUACAGCAGAGAUUCAUUCUUUUAGCUUGUUUCACACAUUCACUGCAUUGUUAUAUAUGUUAGUCACUCAGAGUCUGACUAUCUGUCACAGUCAUAUGGAAAACAGACAGACUGGUAUCUGCACACAAGCACAUCGCACACAGUCUGUCAACAUUUCAUAAUAUACAGUGCCACUUUUUGGGACAGUUCAAUGCAUAACUCGUCCAUACCAUAAUAAGCUCAGAUACAUAAAGUGUGUUUCAUAAUGUUUACAUGCAGGUCAAAGCAGUAAAUAUACAUUUUAUGUAGCUACAUACAGUGUUACCCUCCUUUCUAUGUGAUGAUGAAGGGAUAUCUACACAUAGGUGUGACAAGUGUAAUAUGAACACUGACUAUAAUAAGCUAUACUAUACUAAUGUAUCAUGAAUGUAUUUCUAAAAUGCCUGACUAUUUACAACACAUAUGAUUUUCAUGGCAGUGUGAGGAGCCUAAAUGCUCAACAGUCCGUCCGUUUGGUGUUUUUGUGCCGAGCACAGCACUCGUGUGUCUGGUGAGAGGAGAAGCGUCAUGUAGGCAGCACAAGGCGAGCUGUAUCAAAAAUCACUUCCUAUUUACUAUAGUGCACUGUCCCCGUUUUAUUAGAAUCUGAAGUGUGAUAUUUAUGCACUAAUGCCCUGCUGCUCAUCAUAGAUUCAACUGUUAAGUGUCUCUUAUAAAGGAAAUAUAAUGAGAGAGUGAUUAGGGCUACAACUAAUGAUUAUUAAUCUGUUGAUUAUUUCUGGAUUAAUCAAUUAGUUGUUUGGUCUAUAAUGUC